AUGUCUCAGUUAAACUACUGCCCAUCCGCUGGCGACACCCACGACGCCGGCAACGAGGCUCCCAUGAACGAUCCCCUCGAAGGUAGCGGCAUCCACGACGACGCUCCCAUGAAAGAUUCCUUCGAAGAUACGAAGGCUCUCAUGAAAGCGGCCGUCGCCGGAAACCUCGAUUCCCUCAAAGGCAUUGUACAGAGUCUUACCAAAGGAAGUGGUGACCCAUCGGCGAUUUUUUCUUUCAACAUCGAUGGGGUUUCUGUGUUGCACGCCGCGGCAAUGUUUGCCCAACUGGAGGUUAGCAAGUAUUUGGUGGAGGAGCUCAAGGGAGAUGUGAAUGCUCCGGGAUAUGGAGCUGGUAUGACUCCAUUUAUGGUGUCUGCUCGGUCCGGUGAUGUUGCCACCGUUAAGUAUUUUCUUGAUCGUGGUGGUGAUUUAACGAAAGCAGAUGACAAAGGACGCACAGUUCUUCACCAUGCUGCGGCUAAAGGAUGCUGCAUGGUAACAAAGUUCCUCCUUUCAGAAGGAGUUCCAGUCGACAUAAACUAUGGUCGUGGAACACCACUCUUUCUGGCUGCUGAAAGCGGACAAGAUAAGACAUUGGAGAUUUUGUUGGACCACGGCGCAGAUCCUAAUAUCAGUGUCCAUUGUUUGGGAGGUCCCUUCUUUAUGGCUCUUACUAAGCAUUCAUUCAAAUGCAUGGAGACGCUCGUUAAGGCUGGUGCCGAUGUUAAUUGGAAGACUUUCGGUCUCACUCCUUUGGGGUUUGCUACGGCGCGAGGAGGUUAUACCAACUUCAUUCAGUUCCUCUUGGAUGUUGGAGCAGAUGCUAAUGUUUCUGAUGAUUUGGGUUGGUUGCCAGUACAGCUUGCUGCGGCACGUGAUUGCAGGGAAGAGGUUGAAAUGCUGUUUCCUUUGACUUCCCCAAUUCCAAAUGUCCCAAACUGGACUAUUGAGGGUGUAAUUUCUCAUGCAAAGAUUGAAGCCAAAAAGCCACUGGAUCAAAAGAAUUGCCAAAGAAGAAAAAGUUUCUUAAAGUUACAAGCUGAUAUAGCAUUCAAGCAGAAGGACUAUAAGCUGGCAUCAGAGUUGUAUGACAUGGCAAUAAGUCAUGGAGAGAGUGCAGCACUGUACGCGAACAGGAGUCUUACUAAACUGCUAACGGGAGAUGGUGAAGGUGCUUUGUCAGAUGCUCUCAGGUGUAGAAUGUUGCGACCUCAAUGGGCAAAAGUUUUCUACCGUGAAGGUGCAGCUCUCAUGCUACUCGAGGAGUAUGAACAAGCCUAUGAUGCUCUGUUGGAUGCACAAAACUUGGAUCCUCAGAGUGCUGAGAUUGAACGUGAACUACGGAAGGCUAGGGAACUCAUGACGAAUAUGAACGCAUCUAGGGAGCGGCCGGAUGCUCCCUAGUGAUCCAGAGUGGCUGACCAAAAAGGAAAUAUUUGGUCCCCUAAUAAUCCAUAAAAGAAAAUAAUUUGUCUUCCUGAUCCAUAUAAGGAAAAAUAUAAUCUAUAUUAGGAAUGUAAAAUGUAAACAGAAAAAAAAAUACAAAAGCACCCAUGUGAACAUAUGUGAAUGCAUUUAAUUUGUGUUUUUUUAAGUCGUAACUUUUAAAACGCGCGUCGAAAUUAAGAUCCGUUUUCACUGUUGGAACCCAUGCGACGUGCUUUUCAAAACUAGAUCCCGCAAGGGUAUGUUUCGAUGAAUUUUUUGUGCAGUUUAAUCCCCGUUUGGUGCAAGUGUCUAGCAGUCAAUAUGCAACUAUAUGACAGUCGUUGUGCAACUUUCUCGCUACUCGUGAAUGUGCAAUUUUCACUCUUCACUGAUAUGCACAGGUGUGAACG
This is a messenger RNA of Aegilops tauschii subsp. strangulata, 1838 nucleotides long. NCBI's taxonomy places the organism in Eukaryota, Viridiplantae, Streptophyta, Magnoliopsida, Poales, Poaceae. The record is from RefSeq and is a predicted model, not a curated record.